This is a messenger RNA of Carya illinoinensis, 3533 nucleotides long. Its product is annotated as serine carboxypeptidase II-2-like. The coding region runs from base 310 to 987 and encodes 225 amino acids. Gene Ontology annotation, molecular function: serine-type carboxypeptidase activity. Gene Ontology annotation, cellular component: vacuole. The record is from RefSeq and is a predicted model, not a curated record. The transcript has 6 exons. Gene Ontology annotation, biological process: proteolysis. Lineage: Eukaryota; Viridiplantae; Streptophyta; Magnoliopsida; Fagales; Juglandaceae.
CAACACCCCAACUAUUCACCAUCUAUUUGCUGCUCUCAUGUAGUCAGAUGUUAAGAGCACUGGCGUGAGUGCCUGCCAAUGGCUCAUCAAAUUUUCGGCCAACAGUUAUAAUGCGAGAUUUCAGAGUGCCACCCAAACGAACGCCCGAUUGAUAAAUCUCGCAACCUCCGACAAGGACGGGAUCCACCUUUAAUGCCCCCGCUGGGUCACAGGCCUUCGCUACAAAGCCCGGCAAUGUCCUGUAACGGCUAGUGCAAUAUAAAGAUCAAUAUAUUUGUAGACUUUUUCCGGUGUGGAACUAUCGGAAUAAUGUACUUGAAGGCCGUUUCCCUUACAGCACGCCACCCGCCAGUAAGGUUCGACAAUUCGAUGAGAAAGAUCGGAAAGUCGAUGAAAAAGAGAAAACUUACGAGAAAGUGGCGGGAAAGUGAUGCAAAUGGUGAGGGCGAGGUUGGUGAAGAGCACGAUUCGUCACCAGAUAGUGAUUUCACUGAUUCAGGACAUUAUGUUUCUCAGCUAAGCCAAGUCAUUGUAAGGUACAACUUAGCAUUGACGAAAAAAACUAUUAAUCUGAAGGGUUAUAUGGUGGGAAAUGUUCUUACUGACGAUUACCCUGGCCACUUAGGGGUUUUCCAGUUUAUGUGGUCAGCCGGUCUGAUUUCUGAUCAAACAUACAGGCGACUGAACCUUCUCUGUGUUUUUCAGUCAUUUAUACACACUUCAUCUUCAUGUGAUAAGAUUUUGGGUGUUGCUAACGAAGAACUUGGAGACAUUGACCCUUAUAGCAUCUUCGCACCCACCUGCCCUGGUAAUGUGAGCCAGUCGAAUUGUUGGCUGAAAAGAAUCAAUUGUAUUUUCAAUCUUUCCUCGUGGAACACAAGGGGCUUAGCAUUCUUCAGACUUACAUUGUUUAAAACUUCAGAUUUAAACAAUGUAAUUCUGAAGUUUUCCCUGCAACUAGUGGCUAAUUCUUGGUGGCAGCAUUGAUCGAUGUAAAUUCUUGGAGUUGGGUAAGAAUCCCCAGCUUUUGUCUAAUAUUGCAAACAAUGGAUAUGUGUCUAAUACUUGGAUGGAUGGAAAGCAUAUCUUAUAUGCUGUUCCUUUCACUUUGUCUCUAUGCAGGUUGGUGUAAUUCCUGACCAUCCUCUACCCACAUUAUUUCCUAAGGACUAGGAUGAUGAUCUACAGGUUUACUGGGAGGGGAUUGGAGUUGUACAGAAUUUUUGUUGUUGGCCUAUUAUGUACUGAAAAGGUAGAGUGUUUUAGUGAAGUUUUGAAAUCUUAAGUUUUGGUGAGAUAUGUUGUUGGCCUAUUGUUGUACUGGCUCAUUGAGUGGUUUUUUGGUGAAGUUUUGAAAUCCUUGGAUGUUACAGAACAUCAGAAUCUCAUGAUAGAAAGUGUAUCUGAUUUAUCUAUAUACAACAUAAGGGGUGAAAGAAAAGCUACAGUCCAGAGGAGUUCCAGAGGGAGUAUGGAGCGAGGGGGUUACGAGAGGGAGUCGAGAGGGGCUGGCGAGACACUACCCAAAAUUUUCUUCUGCGUCUUUUUUUUUUUUUUUUUUUAAAAAAAAAAAAGCAACUUGCCUGGUGGCAUUGCCACCUCAGUCGGUUUAAUCUUUGGGUAGCAAGUCCUCUGUGGGACUAGCUUUUUCCUAAUACAUUUUGCACUUAUAGGGGCAUAUGAACUGGUAAGUCAAGAGGUUUGCCAUAGUAGAGAAAAUCUUACAACAAAUAUCAAUUCACAACAAAAUCAACGAAGUGGAUCAGCGCUGAGAGAGAGAGAGAGAGAGAGAGAGAGAGAGAGAAUGGCACAGAGAAUGAGAGGAAGAGAGAGAGGCUCCGUUUGUAGGAAUUGGGAAUAGGGGAGAGGGAUGGCUGGUGGUUGGGCUCGCUGCGUUGGGGGUUGGACUUGCAGACUGAAAGUUUAAAAGAAGAAGAGGGCUCGAGAAGAAGAGGACUGGAGGCACAUGACUUUAUUUUCAACCCUAGGUUGAAACGGCGCCGAGCCAAAUGGAAGAUGAACAAGCCCUUCUCGUCUCCACCAUUAAGGUGGUUAUUUAUGGCUGUGUAUAUCUGUGCAUAUUUAAAGUUGGAUUUGAUGGAGGUUGAAGCUAACCUUUUUGGUUCUGAAACAGGUCCGCUACUGUCAAGCAAUUUGAUUACAAGCAUGCAACAUUUUUUGCAUACUGCAUCUCAAGGGCUAAUGAAUGAAAUAUUCCACCAUUUUUUGCAUAAGUUUAUCAUUGUUUUCUUUGAGGAUAUUUUGGCUUACACUAAAUGUAAAGAAGGGCAUUUGCAACAACUUUAAUGCGAUGUUUGAUACCUUAGCUAAGCAUACAUUGUUUGCAGUAGCUUUAAUAUCUUAGUUAAAUCUCAAGAAAAUAAAGUGUGAUAUAUUUAAAUCUUACAAGUUUUUAUUUUUAUUUCUUUUAAUAGACUGAUAAAUUUAAGUUUUGAUGCUGUAAUAGAUAAAAUCUUGGUUAGCAUUCUAAUUUUUUUUUUUUUUGAAAUAUUUUCCAAAAAAUAAAAGAAAAUAUUAUUGUCAAAAAGAUGGAAGUCUCAUUGGGCCGGGCCAUAUUAAAAAAAGAUGGAAGUUUAAUUGGGCAGGGCCGAUGUUAUGGAACAUCACCCAACUAUUCACCGUGAAUAUUGCUGCUCUGAUGUAGCCAGCAUCAUGUUUAGCAUAUUACCGCAUCUCUUCUACGAGAUUUCGGGGCCCUACUAAAAUCUCGCAACCUUCGAGGCACGGAAUCUCGUCCACCUUUAAUGCUCCCCCGCUGGGUCACAGGCCCCCGCGACAAGGCCCAGCAUUCGUUGGUACUGGGUGGUACAAAAUAAAGAGCAAUAUAUUUAUAGCCUUUUCCGGUGUGGGACUAUAGGAAGAAUCUACUUGAAGGCCGGUUCCCUUACAGCACGCCGCCCGCCAGUCGGGUUCGGCAAUUCGAUGAGAAAGAUCGGAAAGUCGAUGAGAAUGAGAAAACUUACGAGAAAGUGACGGAAAGUGAUACGAAUGGUGAUGGUGAAGGUGAAGUUGGUGACGCUCGUCACCAGAUAGUGAUAUCACUGAUUCAGAUUCAAUAAACGGAAGAUGAACUUCCAUUGUUGAGAGAAUGCUAUGAUUAUUUGGAGGAAGUGGAGGACACGAGCGACAAACCAAAGCUCUCAAACAGGUUACGGUACUAGUGCACAGGGACAAUAUGCACCAGCCUCCCAAGCAGUUCCUCUUGGAGGCAGAACCGACAUGCAAGUUUUUGCCACCGAUUAUACGGAAAUGUUGAGGGUCCGAGCAGAGAGAGGUGGGAGGGCAGAGCUAAGAAAAGAGGAGGCACUUGAAGAAGCAUUAGGAAGCAUCUGGAUUUUUUAGUACCAUUUUUUCACUUAUAAACCACACAAAGCCUCCACAUGUGGCGCAGCAAAACUUUCAUUUAUGUUACGACACAGCAAUCAUAGUCACAAAAAAAUAGCUUUGCUUUUGUUGUCUGACAAAAUUGAGUGUAAAUUACUUAUGCUAUGGUGAUGAAUUAUUUAGCGAAA